Molecule: messenger RNA, 2178 nt
Organism: Glycine soja
Lineage: Eukaryota; Viridiplantae; Streptophyta; Magnoliopsida; Fabales; Fabaceae
Product: WRKY transcription factor WRKY24-like
Exons: 5
Coding region: 90-1832 (580 amino acids)
Biological process (GO): regulation of DNA-templated transcription
Molecular function (GO): sequence-specific DNA binding; DNA-binding transcription factor activity
Source: RefSeq, a predicted model, not a curated record
CUCUUCAUCUCUCUCUCUCUCUCUCUCUUUAUAUUAAACCCUUCCAUUUCCAAGUUCAAAGAUUUUCUUUUUCUCUUCACACCCCUCUCAUGGCAUCUUCUUCUGGUAGUUUAGACACCUCUGCAAGUGCAAACUCCUUCACCAACUUCACCUUCUCCACACACCCUUUCAUGACCACUUCUUUCUCUGACCUUCUUGCUUCUCCCACAGACAACAACAAACCACCACAUGGUGGUGGUGGUGGUUUGUCUGAGAGAACUGGCUCUGGUGUCCCCAAAUUCAAGUCCACACCACCACCUUCUCUGCCUCUCUCUCCUCCUCCCAUUUCUCCUUCUUCCUACUUUUCUAUUCCUCCUGGUUUGAGCCCUGCUGAGCUUCUUGACUCACCUGUUCUCCUUAACUCUUCCAACAUUCUGCCAUCUCCAACAACUGGAGCAUUUGUUGCUCGGAGCUUCAAUUGGAAGAGCAGUUCCGGGGGGAACCAGCGAAUUGUCAAAGAAGAAGACAAAGGCUUCUCAAAUUUCUCCUUUCAAACCCAACAAGGACCUCCUGCUUCAUCCACAGCAACAUAUCAGUCUUCAAAUGUCACAGUUCAAACACAACAGCCAUGGAGUUAUCAGGAGACCACAAAGCAGGAUAAUUUUUCUUCAGGAAAGAGCAUGAUGAAAACUGAAAAAUCUUCAUCCAUGCAAAGUUUUUCCCCUGAGAUUGCUAGUGUCCAAAAUAAUCAUAGCAAUGGGUUUCAAUCGGAUUAUGGCAAUUACCCCCCACAAUCUCAGACCUUAAGCAGAAGGUCAGAUGAUGGGUACAAUUGGAGGAAAUAUGGCCAAAAACAAGUGAAGGGAAGUGAAAAUCCAAGAAGUUAUUACAAAUGCACAUACCCCAACUGCCCUACAAAGAAGAAGGUUGAGAGGUCUUUAGAUGGACAAAUUACUGAGAUCGUUUAUAAGGGUACUCAUAACCAUCCUAAGCCUCAAAAUACUAGGAGAAACUCAUCAAAUUCCUCUUCUCAUGCAAUCCCUCAUUCAAAUCCCAUCAGCACUGAAAUCCCAGAUCAAUCCUAUGCCACACAUGGAAGUGGACAAAUGGAUUCAGCUGCCACCCCAGAAAACUCAUCAAUAUCAAUUGGAGAUGAUGAUUUUGAGCAGAGUUCUCAAAAGUGUAAAUCAGGAGGGGAUGAAUAUGAUGAAGAUGAACCUGAUGCCAAAAGAUGGAAAAUUGAAGGUGAAAAUGAGGGUAUGUCUGCCCCUGGAAGUAGAACAGUAAGAGAACCUAGAGUUGUAGUUCAGACAACCAGUGACAUUGAUAUCCUAGAUGAUGGGUAUAGAUGGAGAAAAUACGGGCAGAAAGUAGUGAAGGGCAAUCCAAAUCCAAGGAGUUACUACAAGUGUACACACCCAGGAUGUCCAGUGAGGAAGCAUGUGGAAAGAGCUUCACAUGACCUAAGGGCUGUGAUCACAACCUAUGAGGGGAAGCACAACCAUGAUGUUCCUGCAGCUCGUGGCAGUGGCAGCCAUUCUGUUAACAGACCAAUGCCAAACAAUGCUUCAAACCCUACCAACACUGCAGCCACUGCCAUAAGUCCCUUGCAAGUGAUCCAACACAGUGACAAUUCCCAUCAGAACCAAAGAUCUCAAGCACCACCAGAGGGGCAAUCACCCUUCACCCUAGAGAUGCUACAAAGUCCAGGAAGUUUUGGAUUCUCAGGGUUUGGGAAUCCAAUGCAAUCUUACAUGAAUCAGCAGCAACAACAACUAUCUGACAAUGUUUUCUCUUCCAGAGCCAAGGAGGAGCCUAGAGAUGACAUGUUCCUUGAGUCUCUACUAUGCUGAAGGAAUUUCUUUUUGGUAGCUAUGGAAGGUUGGAAAUUUUGGAAGGGGGGGACUAGGAUUUAUUGGACAAAUAAGGUUCAUUCCAUUUAUUGCAUUUUUUGGUUUGUUUUUGUUGUAAAUUUUAUACAGCCACACAGGAUUGGUAUAGUAUAUAUUUCAUAACUGUUGUAUGUUUUUACACAUGGUGUUGGUGAAAUUUUUUGAUUACUUUGGGGUUUCUCUUUUAGUUGGGAGGAGAACCUUAUGUUAAUCUUUUGUAAGAUUCUGUUAAUUUUUUCCUGUCUUCACAAUUGUUCACUAUCAAAAUAGUAAAGUUUCACAAGAAAUGUGAAUUAUUUUUGCUAAA